AACCCACAAGCAUAAACUAUAUCAACAACACCAAGCUUUCUAGUUUCAAAGUGAGCAGCUUUUGCAAUGGUUCUCUUGUUACAAAAGAUUGACAAACUCUACUCAAAGCUGGAGAACUACCACCACAGCCAUCAAUCACAAGCCUUGUCAUCUUCUCUGGAGGCUUUUCAUACCCUUGUUUGCAGUUCCCUCAACAGUUUUUUGUCGACUUCAAGAUCAGCAGGAUCUGAAGUUCCAUCAUUUCCAUGGAUUCAGCAAUGUUUUGAGCUCAUACCCAUCAUCAACAAUGGGUUUGCAAAGCUAGUUGUGGCCGUAGACUAUCCCAUGACUGAAUGGGAAGGUGACUCUGUGGAAGAGUAUCUCAGGUACACCUUGAAGUUGCUAGAGCUGUGCAAUUCCAUCACCUGCUCUCUUUCUCAUCUUGGGAAAGAGAGGCUGUCACUGUCUCAUGGUUUGAGCCUUGUGGAGAAUUCAUCUCCAUGUUUGGCUGUGGAGCAUCUGAGACAAAUACAAGUCCAACCAAAGAGUUUGAGCAAGGAUUUCAGAUUCCAAGGAAAUGAAGAACAUGGGAGUAGAGAACCUUUCACCACCAAGAAAUCAGUUAUUCAUCAAGCUUUGGUGGUUAUGGAGGGGAUGGUGUUCUGGGUAUGUGGGAUUUUGAUGUCUAGCCUGGUUGGGAACACCAAGCCAUACAUGGAGAUGAGACACUCUGGUGGACGGUUAGUAAGUUCAUUGCUUGCUGGAUUGGACUUGAGUGUGGGUGAAGUAAUUGUGGAAAAUCAUGGUAUGUUGAAAGAGGUGAAAGAUAUUAAUGACUCAGUUGCUGGCCUUGUUUCUGCUAUUCAAAUUGGUAGAAAGAGUAAAGCAGAAGCUGAGGAAUUACAAAGAAGAUUAGAGAUGUUUGAGAAGAUGGUUGAGGGUUUGGGAAAAGAGGUGGCUUGCCUUUUCAAUAAGGUUUUGGCUGGAAGAAAUCAACUGCUCAAUGGAUUUCAACACCAAAAGCAUUAGUUCUAAGAUUUAUUGUACAAAGAAAUGUUGUAAGUUUAAUGUUUUUACUUUUUAACAUAGUGAUACAGAGUCUGUACAUAAUAAAGGAAAAGGAUUCAUUAUUCAAAUUCUUAACCGUUGUUCAUUAAUUUUAUCUUAUUAUCAACAACAUUGCGGAGCUUCUGAGGAACUGGAAAAUUAUUUUUGGCAC
Messenger RNA from Argentina anserina (silverweed cinquefoil), 1198 nucleotides. Its product is annotated as protein BPS1, chloroplastic-like. The record is from RefSeq and is a predicted model, not a curated record. The coding region runs from base 67 to 1008 and encodes 313 amino acids. Lineage: Eukaryota; Viridiplantae; Streptophyta; Magnoliopsida; Rosales; Rosaceae. Gene Ontology annotation, biological process: root development; shoot system development. The transcript has a single exon.